This is a messenger RNA of Apis mellifera (honey bee), 1872 nucleotides long. It is a transcript of the gene Or50, whose product is annotated as odorant receptor 50. The transcript is spliced from 4 exons. Gene Ontology annotation, molecular function: olfactory receptor activity; odorant binding. Gene Ontology annotation, biological process: detection of chemical stimulus involved in sensory perception of smell; sensory perception of smell. The coding region runs from base 436 to 1797 and encodes 453 amino acids. NCBI's taxonomy places the organism in Eukaryota, Metazoa, Arthropoda, Insecta, Hymenoptera, Apidae. The record is from RefSeq and is a predicted model, not a curated record. Gene Ontology annotation, cellular component: plasma membrane.
UUUUAUAAAAUAAUAAGUAAAUAUUUAUGCGUAAGUAAAUAUUUCUAAAGAUAUCAUUGAAUACUUACACUCUUCAUUAUAUAUACGUAUAUAUACGUAUAUACUCUAUUGAAUCAACUGGUGGUUGAGGAGGAGACUUCAACUGCACUAGCAAUGUACGGAUUGAAUUUUUCGUGACAAAAUGAUAUAUUUACGCUUUCAAAAUACUCCACACAGCGUAUUACAUUCCAGAUCAUAUUUCAAAUGUUUAAAAUAAUUUUAAUUUUUUAUAAAUUUAUUCCCGAUUUAUUCCUUAUUUAUUCAAUUCUUCAUUGGUCCAUAGCAGGUGCAUAUUACUCAAUUCAUUUCAGCUACUGUCGACAACUUGAAAUAUAUCUAUACUGUUAACAUAUUCACUAUGAUUGAAAAAAAACAACUGACUAGACGAAUCGAUCGAUGCGCAUCCUUUGCGCAAGCGUUGGAGAACACAGUUCGACAAACCAGUUCUCGAUUCAGUUGUCUCCGCGACUCUGUCAAGGAAAUCAGGGAGAGAACGUGAUGACAAACGAUAUUAAUGUGGCGAAACAGAGAUCUGAUAAUCUCAGCGAAUACAGUAUAAAACUGAGUAGAUGGUACUUGAAACCAUUAGGCGCAUGGCCUGCCUCAUCUUCCACCACGAAGAUGGAGAGAAUCAUAUCGCAAAUUUUGAUUGUCAUCUGUUGGUGCAUAAUAUUAUUCACGGUAAUACCUGGUAUACUUUACAUACUUUUCGUAAAACAAGACAUCUAUGUAAAAUUGAAAAUAUUCGGUCCUUUGUCCCAUUGGUGUAUCGAUGGUUUCAAUUAUGCCAUAUUGUUGCUACGUAAAAAUGAUAUACUUCAUUGCAUAGAACAUUUACGAGCCGAUUGGAAAUUGAUAACAAGAACGCAAGAUCAACAAGUGAUGCUGAGAAAUGCAAAAAUGGGCCGUUAUAUCGCAGCUUUCUGCGCAAUUUUUAUGCAAGUCAUCAUUUUCUUUACGUGUUUCAUAUUGGGAAUAUUCAAACGAUCCAUACACAUUGAUAAUAAAACCGUGGAAUUGUACAAUUUACCUUGUCCUGCUUAUAAGAUUCCAUUUGAUACCGAUCCAACGAUUCAUGAUAUCAUGCUUGGUACUCAGUUUCUAUCAGCAUUUGUCGUGAGUUCGAGUGCCAGCGCUUCUUUCACUCUUGCAACCAUCUUUACAUGCCAUGUUCUUGGUCAGUUGAACAUAAUGAUGAUAUGGAUUAACGAAUUCGUGGAUCGCCUGCAAAGAAAAGAGAAUAAGGAUAAUCACAUCAACAAAAUAGGUGUAAUCGUCGAACAUCAUCUGAGAAUCCUGAGUCUCAUAGCACGUAUCGAGCGUAUAACGUGUCCAAUAUAUUUCAUGGAAUUGUUUAAAUGUAUGAUGGGUAUGUGCAUGCCUAGUUAUUACUUUCUUGCGGAAUGGUCUGAACGCAAUAUUCAAAAUUUGACUAUAUAUGUUAUGGUAGCCUUAUCUAUGUCUUUCAAUAUUUUAUUGGUAUGUUGUAUCGGUGAAAUAUUAAGAGAACAGUGCAAAAAGGUCGGAGACAUGGUUUAUAUGACGAAUUGGUAUCAGUUACCUGACAAAGAUAUACUUAAUUUAAUUAUGAUUAUUUCACGAUCUAGUGUGGAAGUUAAAAUAACUGCCGGGAAGAUAAUCACCAUGUCAAUAUAUACAUUCGGUAAUGUAUGUUCUUUUAAUUUCUUUGAUUUUUAUAAAAAAAAAAUAAUAUUGAUUUUCAAAAAGAAUCAUAAGAUAAUUUACAAUUCCAGAUAGUAAAAACAGUUUUCGCGUAUUUAAAUAUGCUGCGUCAAAUAACAAUGAUGUAAACUGCACACAUAGAUAUUGAAU